AUCUUAAAUUCUUAUUCAUAACAAUAAUUUCAACUUUCUUGAAAAAUAUUUUUCUUGUCUAGUCAAUUUUAAAAAAGUUUGGGUCAAUAUGAGUGUAUAACCUUUUUUUUAUAAAUUAAUUAAUAGUAAAUUUAAUUGCGUUUUAAAAAUAUGCAUGAAUUAAUAGAAGAUAGGGAACCCGAAUACUCCGUCCGGUGACAAAUGUGAUAUUUAGGUAACUAAAAAUAUAUUCACUAUGGAUAAAGAUACAACAAUUAUUUAUGAGACUGUCCAUGGUAUGGAGGCAGAUUCUCCUUGGAAUUUGACUGAUGUACAUUUAGAUGAUAUUAAAAUGGAUAGUAAUUUUGCCUGGAUGCUCUUUUCACUCAUUUUAGGCAUUGUUUGGGUUAUUUAUAUAACAUACUACAACUCUCGAGUGACUGCAUAUAUUGUUACAAGAUUAUUAAUACGAUUUUAUGUAACUAAAGGAUACCUUAGUAUUGGAUCAUUUACUGUCUGCGCUCUUUCUGGUAAAAUAAUGUUUAGAGAUAUUAUUUACAUCACUGAAGAUUUUACUAUUAGAGUUCAAGAUGGUUGGUUGAUAUUUCGUUGGUGGCGUUCUUAUGUUCCCAAAGAUGUAUCCGAAGAUUUAUCACACUCCGACACUAGACUAUCUGUUAUGUUAAAUGGGUUUGAAAUGCAUUUAUAUAACCGGUGUAAAUUGUACAGUAAUUUAGAAAAAAUGUUUAACCUUGAUCCAACAAUUAUACCAUGGGAUGAAUUAAGCUCUAAAGAAGAAGUAAAUAAAAGUAAAGAUAAACAACAAGAAGCAGUUCUUGGUAAAAGUUGGAGAGAUCUUAUACCUGUGAUUAAAAUGGAGGUUUCUUCGGGCCGAGUUGUAUUUGGUAACCGAUUAAUACCUACUACAUUACUAGUCAAUGUCGAAGAAGCACAUUUUGUAUAUUCUACAAAACCAGCUGCUUCCAAGUUAGAUCAUUUUAUGCAUUUUGUGAAAUGUAAAGCUGAAAAUUUUAAAGUAAUAUUAGCUCCUAGUCCUAAGUAUACAGGUAUGGCUGAUGAUCCUCCUCGAUAUAUGGGUGCUGGCUUUGUUGUGUUUUCUUCAAAUAAUAUAGAACUUUAUUAUUAUAUGGAUGAACCCGGACUUGUUCCCGAAGAACCAGAAAUGUUACAACUUGCUAAUGGCGAUAUUGUAGAAUCAAAGCCACCCAUAUGGGGAAUUGAUAUAAAAUGUGGAAAGGGAACAGAUUUUAGUUAUGGUCCUUGGGCAGAUCGACAAAGAGAUCAUUUAUUUAAAUUAUUUUACCCUCAAGAUUAUCAACCUCUUAAGGUCAGUGAUUCUCCUUUACCUGGAGAAAAACGAUGCGUACAAACAUUUGAUAUUCGAUUAAAUACCCUUUAUGAAUCAACAAUUGAUAUAUUAUUUUCUAAAAAUAAAGAAACUAAUGCUGUUCAUAUAAAUGUUGGUCCUGGUUCAUAUAUGGAAAUAACAUUACCUUGGUUGGUGUCGCAUGAUGGUUAUACUACUAAAAUAACUGGACAGCUUCUUCAUUUAGAAGCUACUACAAGUUUACAGUUUCGAAGUUUACUGGAAAGUGAAACUUUAGAAUUUACUGCUCAUUGCCAUUAUCCUAUUCAAUGGAAUGAUCACCAAGAAUGGUUAUUUAAUUUAACUGGUUGUAAAGCUACUGGUUGGUUCACUUAUGCCCACAAAGGGUUUUUUCAAGAAAUGAUUAAUGAUUGGGCAAGUAAAAGUAGACCAGAUAUUUUUCAUUUUGUGCCUUAUACAUGGAAAUUUACUGUUCUAUUUAAAGAUUUUGAGUUAAUUACUAUUAGUAAUGAAUAUAAUUGGAUUGACUGUUCUUCUCAAAAUCAAGAAAAUGCCCUUAUUGCUGUUAGUGGUGAUUUAUUUGAUUUUUCAUUCGAUCUUCCAUUUAUUGGAUUUUUACCUGAAACCUUACCUCUUCGAUUUUGGAUUCAAGGAGAAAGCAUAGAUUUAUCUAUGUAUUUGCCUGUAGUAUGUACUAGUCGAAGUAUAUUAUUAUCAUUGAAUAAAAAUGCAAAAAUUCUUGGUCGAGAUGGCAAAGUUUAUAGAUCUAAAAUGAAUGAUAAUGGUCGUAAAUGGAGAAAUGUUUGUCAAAAGAGUCUUGGAUGGGUUGAUUGUUGGACUAUGCCAAUAGUAGCAUUAUCUAUCAAUUUUAUAUACCAUCCUAUGCCAAUGUUUGGCCCUCCCCCUCAAGCAAAUAUCACUACACCUGAGAAGGAAGAAAAAUUACUAUCACCGAUGAGAAUGCAACAUCACAAAACACAAAAUAUUUCAAUUCAUUGGACUGAAGAAGAUGGUCAAAAAUUUGAUCCUACUACUUUACCAUCAGAUAAGGUUAGUUUAGAGCUAGAAAUAGGAUCAUCAGUUAUAUUUUUGUAUGGUUCAUGGUUGAGACAUUUUUAUCAUUUAAAAGAAAGCAUUUUUGGAGAAGACCAAAUUUUUACUGAUAUGAAUGAAAAAUUAAAUCCAAAAAACCCAACUUCAGAUAAAAUUUCUGAGACAGAUAAAAAUAAUACUAAUGAUGCAGAAAUAAAAAAUCAGAUAGAUCUUCGAGAAUAUCGCCCAUUAGAUGUAGUUAUAUCAAUAACAAUGCAUGAUUUGCAAGCACAUUUAAUAAAAAAUUGUAAUGAUAAUGAUCCACCAUGUCCUGUGAUUAUAAUUGAACGAUUUGGAUUGGAAAUGAAAAAAGGUUAUAAUGAUACUCAACUGCAACUAUUAUUGUCUCCUAGUUUACUUAUAUCUAGUGACAAGCUAAGUAAUAGACAUAUAAAAGAUCAUCAUCUAAAUCAAGGACAUUUAAUGCUCUCUGCUUUACAGAUUAGAGGUCAUGCUAUGUUUAGUGAUACUCAAAGAAAACUUGAUCAAGACACUUUAGAAUAUGCUUGGCUAUUAGAAAUACAAUUAGGAAAACUGAGUGGAAAAGUUACUGCACCACAAUUAUUUCACAUAGUAACUGGCCUUGAAACAUUAUUCUUAUUGAUGAUUGAUUCUGAGAAUCAACUAAGACCUGCUCAUAUGCCACUUGAAUGUCAUCAUGGAUCACCACCAAUUAUGUGCCCUCAUAAUGAUUCUCAAGUUCAAUACCGAUGUCCAACAGCUGAUGAAAUAAAAUAUAGAAUGAUUCGUGUAGCUGUUGAUGCUGUAGAUAUUCACUUGGUAGAAUCAAGCACUGCCAUUAAUUUUUGGGCAUCACCAAUAAGAUUAUCACAUUGUAACUUGCACAGUAAUAAUUUAAAGUCUGGUAUUACUUUGGUUAUACCAACAGUAAAACUCAAACAGUUUAUUUGUAUAGGCAUGCAAAACAUACCCGGUAUAAAUAGUAAUACUAACACUACUGGAAGUAAUCGUUCUCAACAACGGUAUAAUACCAGUACAUAUUCUGAUAAUCAAGACAUUUGGUUGGAAAUUGGCUCUACUUCACUAGGUCCGUUAAUACUAGAAUUAGCGUCUUCACUAUCUGAUUCUGACAAAAACCUUCAUCUUGUCCAACAUAAGUAUUUAAAACUACACGAUGAAAAUUAUAAAAGACUUUGGUUUUUAUGGCCAAGUGAUAACCAAGUUUUAGUUGUUGGUAAAUGUGGUUGUGUUGGUGGUUGUGCUUUUUUUGGUUGUAAUAAAAAUGGUCAAAGAUUUUUCAAACCUUCAAUAAAUGAUACUCAAGAUGGUGUAAACGUUGCUGCUUUUAGAGUCAAUGAAUGUGGUAAAGAUCCAGGAUUUGGUCAAAGUAUUUUACACGAUUGUCAACUUAUUUUUCAUACUCCUCCUUAUAAUAUCGGUAGUGGUGUUUUUAUUCAUGACUAUCCAAUACCUCAAUGGCCUUCUAUCCGUCUUACUAAUAAGAUGUAUCAAGAACAAUGCAAUGGAACUAAAAGCAGUCCUAACACUUCUUCAAAUUUACCAUAUACUGUAAAAUCUGGGGUCAUACCAUCUCCUUUACCCACCUACCCUUUAUCUAGACGUUUUUCUUACUCAUCAGCUGCUAGCCGACUUAAUGAAGUACAAACUAUUAACUGUGAAGUGCCUUAUUCACGUCUUUUAGAUGUCAGUCCAAAUUCUGUACUUCCAUCAGAUUCACAACCAUCAUCACCUAACAAGUUCAAUAUUAAUAAAUCUAUUUUAAGUAUACCUGAAAAUACAUUAUCUGUAGACAAUGCCUCUUGUCCAAAAUACAGUAUAUCUGAUUCUAGACUAGCUGUUGACUAUUUUAAUUCAACAGUUUUACAGUAUAAUACAUUAGUUUCCAGCUUAGAAAAAAAAUCACCUACAACUAGUAAUAUUAAUUCUGCUCAAUCUUUACAUUUGACUAACUUAAAACAACCAUAUUCACGGACAAUUUCAAUAACUAGUGACAAUCCAUCUGACGUGUUUUUCUCAGCAGAAGAAGAUCUUACUACAGCAAGUUACCUAAAAAGUAAUGAUAAUUCUAAAUUGGAUUCAGAAAAAAGUUCAUCAUUGAAAAGUUCAUUAAAUAGCGAAUUUUUAAAUAAAAGUAAUUUUGGAAGUGAAUCUACAAUUGUAUCAAGUCAUUCCUCUGUACCUAGAAAAUCAAUGUUUGUCGAUAAUUUAAUUGUUCAAAAUAAUUCAACCAUGAAUCUAGAAGCAAUUAAUUGUGAUUUGGCUGAUGAUGAAAAAACAUUAUUAGCUGUUGACUUAUGCAAUGAAACAUUUCAUAGUCCAUUGGUAAAGCACAAACAUUUUGAAAAAAAUUUAGAUGGUGGACUUAUUGAUUCAUCUGAUUCACGAUCAGUUUCUAGUACAUCUUUUAUGUCUGCAAUGUCAUCUCAAGAAGAUUUAGCACUUGUAAACUUGCAUAUGCAUGUUAAUAAGCCUAUCAUGGAUUCUCCUCUAUUAGUUUCUACCUAUACAAAUCAUUUAUCCCAUGUAACUUGUAACAAUUGGUCUCAAUUAUCUUUACCAGCUGGUUCAGAUGUAUUUACAGUUCCAAUUUAUCAACACACUGUUGAUGAUAGAUUAGUAUUCAUUGGUAGUCGACAUGUACCAAAAUUUGAAGUAACGCAUGAAGGUUUUACUAGUUUAAAAAUGGUUCAAAGAACAGAUUCUAAAGAAAAAGAACCCAGUCCACUAACAGCUCAAACACAAAGUACCAAGAAAUAUACUUGGGAUCAACCACAAUUUGAUUAUACUCAAAAUUCUAAAGAAGUAUUUGAAAUUGAUUGUGAAGAAGAAAUGUUGUCUUUACGUAGCGAGACUGGUACACGCACAACUAUUAUUAUUAAAUUUAAAGGGGACAUUGAUUUAAUGAUUACUCCUUUAGUAUUAGAAUCUCUACAAAAGUUUAUUGACAGUCUAACUCCACUUUUGAGCCAACUUCAUCCUCUUUCUGUAUUGAAUCAUUUACAUUCGAGUUGUAUUAGUAGUGUCGAAGCAGCUAAUAUAUUAAAACGUGAUAAAUAUUUAAGUCAAAUGCAAGGUGGUGGUAGUAAAAGAAGUACUGUAGAAAGGGUAAAAUCAAAUGUGACGAAAGAUGUUCAGAUAGAUUUACAACAACCUAACAGAGUAUAUGAAGAAUUUAUAGCAUCGCAAGUUCAAGGAACUAUAGUUUUACCUAAAAUUAAUAUAUGUGUGCUUCAAGCUUCUAUUGUUGAAGAAGUCAUUUCAUUCUCUGCGCUUGAUAAUAUUAGGGAUUUAACCUGUGUUUCAUUAAUGGCAAUUUGUUUCGAAGAACUUACAACCAAAUUUCAUUUUAGUAAGCAGGCUAGGGAAAUUGUUCAAACAUAUCAUCCACCGGUUGUUGCACCUAGUGGUCAAAAAAAAGGUGUAUUGAGUAGAGCUGCUGGUAAAGCAUUUUUACUUGGUUUAAAUAUUACCUCAGAGGUUGAUCCAGAAAAUACACAUGGUGAACCUGUUUACAUUGAAACAUCUGAAAAACAGCAAGAAGAAACCGUUAUUACACUGCAUAUUACUAGAGCACAUGCACAAUUGCGCCGUUUACACAAUGAUUGUUCGAUAUUAAAAGAUGCCAUAAUUACAGCUAUACCUAGCCAUUGCUCAAAAGUCAUGUUUAAAACUUGUUCUAAAAUGAAACCUUCAGAUAUGCAAAUUAAUAUGAACCUUAAUAGUGAAGAAACAAUUUUGGCAAAUCUUUCUGAAGAAAAAACUGGAUUCAUCAUGAUGGAAUGUGGUUUUGAAGGAAUUUCAUUCAAGCUAAUAAAACGAUCAAAUUUUGAAAAAGAGAACGAUCGAGAGAUUAGAGAUGUACCUACACCUUCUCCAAUACCUGAUUCUAGUGGUUGUAAAAUUUCUCAAUCUGAUUUUCGCCCAAAAACAGAAGAAAAUAUAGACCCAAAGAUUGUGAAUAAUUCUAGUAAACAAGAUUUAGGAUGUUCAUCGCCUACUUUCACUACAAAGCAAAUUAAAACUACUUCUGAAAAUAAUAUUACUAAUGAAGACAUAAGUGAAAACACUGUAGCAAAACUUAAUGUUGAUAAAAAUGCGUCAUCUUGUGUCAUUGAAGUUUGUCAAGUAUGGUUCAAUUUUGCUGCUCCACCAUUAACUCCAAUUACACGAAAAAUAGAUUAUACAAGACUUGACUGGAAUUUACUAAGCACAGCAUCACCAGCUAUUAAUGCUUGGAUGAAUCCAAGUAAUCGCUUUGCAAUGCGUGUUGUUCAUAUGUUACGUACAAGAUAUAGACGUUGUACUGCUGUUGUAACAUGUCUAAUGGCUGAAGCACUUGAUGUUCAAAGUCUUCAUAUCCCUCCCAAGAGUCGAUAUAGACAUACUACACCUUUAGCAAAGACAUUACAAGAAGAUCCUUCAUGUCAGAUAUGUAAUAUUUUACAAAAAUAUCUAUUUCAAAGUGAAGCAACCAUUGAUGCUUAUUUGAAAGAUCCAUUUUUACCAAAUUUAUCAACAUUAAGACAAGGAGUCAUUGUUCUAAGUCGCCAAUGGAAAAAUAUUUUGUAUACUCCUUUAUUACUGGAACAUAAUUUUAAAAGUCGGCAUCAUAAUUUAAAACCAUUGAAUGUCACUUUUGCUGUUUCGGAUCAUGAAGAGGAUGGGGAGGCUUCAGGGGAAGAAUAUGGCGAAGGUAUAACAGAUGAGUGUGCAAUGUUGCUCACCAGCGAACGACAUUCACAUGUAUCUACAUUACAACGGGUACUCAAAUCACAUACAGGCAAAUGCGGGACUAAAGGAAGUUUUGGAAAUGAACCUCAGUACUAUCCAUAUUCUCCUACUAAUGUGGUGGAUCAACCAGUGGAUAGUAAUGUUUUAAGUUCACACACUUCUUCUUAUGAUCAUAUGAGGAACCCUAAAUCUUUAUUGCCUACUCAGAUGCCUGCUUCUUCUCGAGCUAGUGUUAUGUUCCCAAUAUUAGAUGAAAGUUCUAAUCAAACAUUUAAAAAUACUAUUGAUGGACCUGUAGGAGAAAAUAGUCUACCUAUUGGAGCAGAAGAUGAAAAUUCUGUGGGAAGUAUUGAAAAAAUUUCUUCUCAGAAACUGGAAAGAAAUGAAGAUCUUUAUACAUGGAUGGCUAAACAAGAUUUUGAAAAUUAUGAUUCUCGUAUACCCAGAAAAAUAGUUAAAGCCAAAAAACUUCGAAAUUGGAAAUUACGCAAGAGGCCAUUGUGGGUAUCCGAAUCAAAAAAUAUUCCAUUAGUUACUGAAAAUCAGUCUACAGCCGAUGUAGGAGAUUCUGAUUCCGCACGAUUUAACAUUUUUCUAAAGCAUGACUCAUUAAGACUUUUAGAUGCUCAUCUUAUUUUUGAACCUUUGUUAUCUAGCUUAGGUGUUAUGCCUCAACAAAUGGUCAACUCAAAUACAAGCAAUAAUAGUAUGGCAGCUCUUAAUUCUUGGGGCUCCAAUUUAUCACUUGUUGGUAGUCUAGAAACUAUGCGAAUAGAUAUUGUUGUGAGUGAAUAUGGUAAAAUCUCUGAAACUGAAAAAAAAUCAAAGACAUUCAAACAAAAAUCCAAACAAGAAACUCCGUGGUUAGAUUUAUUGCCUGAAGUGCCAGCUUUUAUUUGUGAUCGUGUCAGUAUUGAAUGUGAUGUUCGGCGUUCAGCAGAUAUGACAGUCGUUGAUGAUAUUUGCAGACAAAAACGUAAUAUGUUGUAUUUAUCCAGAGGUCAACUAAAAAAACAUUCAAACACAUCACUUAAUAUCUGUGUUUCUAUUAGAUACAUAUCUCAACAAGUUAAUAUGCCCUUGUUACGACUUUUGAAUCAAAUUACUAAUAUGUAUCAAAAUGUGAAAGAUACACAAUCAGAACUUCGUGAACAACAACCACCUAUGUAUGUUUCACGUUCAAGUGCCAAGCGUACCACAUCACAUUUUGAUCAUUCAGAACCAGCACCUCUUUCAACGCCAACACUUGCUAAACGUAUUAUUCCACAUUCAGCUAGUGAUAUUAAACCUGUUGUGUCACCUUCUCCAUCAAUACGUUCUAAACAUCAAACUUUAGCACAAAAACUAAGAUCAACUGGUAAAAGUGUUAAAGGUUACAUAAAUUUGAAUGAAACUUCGGUAAAAAGUGAAUGUGUUACUCCAAGUUUAUCAGACUUUGAUCGAAUUCCGUCAAUGAAGCCUAUAGAUGAAACUGACUCUAAUAUGGUUACAUUGACACCUAGAUGCUGGAAAACUGUUUAUCACUUGUUAGAGUUAUAUGCAACUAUGCCUGAAACAAAAACAGUGACACAGAAAAUUUCUGGUUUUGAUGUAUCUGAAGGAUACAAAGGUACACGAAAGUAUGAUUUACUAUCUGAUACUAAGUCAUGUGAUGAUAUUGAUAAAGAUUUAUCAUCUGGUACUCCAGCACUCCUUGUUUCACAAACUAAUCCAAAACUUUCUAAAGAAGAACGUACACGACUAAUUGUGUUUGUAGUUGUUCGUAUUCAUCGUACUAGGUUGUUAGCCACUUUGAGUGGUUUGAAAUUAGAAGCAGAAAUUACGAAUUUACAUACAAGUUCAACAAUUCGUAAGAAGACACGUCCUCCAAGCUUAGAGUGCUCGCUUACUGGUCAUAUAGGUCGUACUAUGAUAGUACUUCUGGAAGGUGUCGCUCCUAAUCAGCAAACAGUUGUUAAAGUUACUGUAGGAAAAUCACAAACUUUAUACUCAAGCAUGAGUCGUCAAACAAAAGAUCAAAACUCAGGUUUGUUAACAAUUGGUGUUGUUAAUAUUGAUAUUCCACAACAUCCAGUUGCUCUUCAUGGUAUGAUGACUAGAGGUAGCAAACAACUCUCAUCUACACUUCAGGAACUACGAGUUGCUCGUGCUUCUAGUCGAAUGGGGCGUGCGCCAACUAUUGAUGAAGGUGAUAUGCAAAGUGUUGCAGGCCCUUUAAACACUAAUUUUCAACAAAGCCCUUUGGUUCAAAAAGUAUUAAAAGAAGAGCUUGAAAAAUCACUUAUUCCUGAACCUAACUUGCUACUUCAACCUCUUGUUAUGCACUUUACAGCAGUUAUUCAAUGUUUAACUAUUACUGUAGCUUUAUUGCCAUCUUUAAGAGCAGAGUACAAAAUGGAUCAAGUUACUAGUACUGGGUAUACAGGAAAUAAAGCAAAAUUCAUUGUUGAUUUACCUCAACAUACAUUGUCAUUCUCUACCAAACUUCAAGUAACUGAAGCUAAUUUGCCUUCUGAAGCCUGUUUGGAGUUACCAAAAGUACAUGUUUCAGCUGAGUAUAUACUUGAUGGUGGUUUGAAAACAGGAGAGAAUCAAUUUUCAGGAACUGGUAAAGAUGGGGCAGUAUUACGACAAGGGAACUAUCUAAGUGCCAUUGCUGAAAUUGGUAUAUUUGAACAAUCAUUGACAACCGAUUUGUUAAAUCAUUUAGUUUUUGUCCAAAAAGUAUUUAUGAAAGAAGUUAAUGAAGUAGUUCAAAAAGUAUAUGGGGGUGAAAAACCUGUUCCUAUAUGGCUAGAAGAUAGUGAUGCUGAUCGAUCUACACCAGUAAAACGAAUAUUAUUUUCACUAACAGUAAAAAUGAAGCGCAUUGAACUAACUGCAACCACACCAACAAAUUGUGCUGUUCGAUUAGAAACUGGCUCAGCUGAUUUUCAAUUGUCUAAUAGAAUUCAAAAUGUAUCAGGUUCAUCAUAUCAAACAUCAGAACAAGUGAAAAUUUUUGUUAAAGCACACAUUGAUGUAAAUUUAUCUCUUGGUCAAGUAAUAAGAAAUCCCCUCUUUGAAGAAGCUGAUCCUGAAUUCCAAAGUUUUGCCUUUUUUAAAACUAGAAUUGAGCUCCGAAAUGCUUUCCAAGGGGAAAUGGUCGGCGAAGGAGAAGAUAAAGAAGUUAUACUGAUUACAUUAAGAAGACCUUUAAUUUAUAUACAACCAAUGGCAGUUGAUAAAGCCAUUUUAGUUUGGUUAAACUACAAAAAUGCUUAUGAAUAUUGGAAUGAACAGAGAGCAAGUUUAAAUAAAGAAGUAUUAACUGCUACACAACCAUCAUCAGAAAAAAUACCUUCUGACAAAAUACCUGUUUCACCAAAUUUAGGAACUAUUUUCUUACAACUCACUGUUGAAGACAUGGGUAUUUGUGUGCCUUUAAAUCCAUUACCUCAGACAACAUGGAGUUUAAACCGUUCAAUUUUUAUGGAUUUUGAAUCAUGUUCAGCUGUAGUUAUUACAUUGGAAUCUACUAGUAUAUCGGCUUGUAGCUCUGGAAAAUUGGUUAGCAAAGGACGUUUUAUUGGAUUAUGUUUAAGAUUUGCUGAUGAUUUUGAUUCAUCUCUUGAUGAUUGGAAACCUGAUAUUACAAAUGAACUUGUUUCUGCUGCUAUGAAUCUCUGUAUUGUUUCAGAAGGAACAUAUGAAGUUUGUAGUCGCACUACUUCUCAAAAAUUAGAUUCUAUUACAGAAAAUGCCAAAUGGUUCUUAAACGUCAAAUGGCAAAUGGAAGGUGUUGACAUGCAUUUAGAUGUCAAUAUUGGAAAGCAACUUAGUGCUUUAGGACACACAUUGACUGCUCUGACUGGAGUUCAAGAUACUGAUGAUCCACUUUCAGAUAGUGAUCCUAUAUCCCAAGAUAGUGAUAUUAUUCGUCAUAAAACAAGUAUGGAAGGAGAUAUAUUGGAGUCUUUGGCUAUAGAUCCUAACAUGAAUGCUAAAACUAAAUCAAAAAUAAUUGAAAAAGAAAUGUAUGAACAAGCAAAAGCUAUAAAUGAUUUGAGAUCUUUGGGAGCAUCUCAAAGUACUAUUGAACAUGAAGUUAAACGUUUACGUGAAUUAGAAGCAAUGGUUUUUAAAGGAUUUAGAAGAGAUAUGAUUCAAAAAUUAAGAAGACAAAGUGUAAAAGGAAAAUCAAGUCUGAAAGGUAAAUUUGGCCUCGGUAAUAAAAGUUCUACCUACAGAUCAAAAUCAUUUAUAAUAUCUCCAUCACAAGAUUUAUUAGACUUUAAAGAAGUAAUUCCAAGUCCUGAAGAAGUGGUAAGUUUAAGCAGUGUAGAAAAUUCACCGCAGACAGGACCACAACACUCAACUUCAUUUAGAGUUCCUCUUCCUGGUCAUGUUACUUUCAGCAAUACUAAAGAAAUAUUUCGACAAAAUUCAUUACCAAGUGCAAGUUCUGAACAAAGUUUAGUAACUGAAGGAGAUGAUUGUUGGCCAAAUACUAACUACAGUAGACAUAGUGAUACCAGGGAUGAUUAUUUAUUAAAUCCAUUGUAUUCAACCAAUGCAAAUCAAAAAUCUCAAGAACCUAACAUUGAUUUUGAACUGGAUGUUAAAGUAUUUAUAAAUAGUGGUAAAUGUGUAUUACAUACUAAAGAUUCUGUAAAAGAAGACGAAAUUAAGAUAAUGUCAAGAAUGAAAAAAGAACGCAGUUGUUCUGGUGGUGUUUUUGAAUAUACACCAGGUAGUCCUAAUUUACCUAGACGUUCUUAUAAAGACAAACUGGGAGCAAAUAGCACAUCUAGUUCACGAUUAAGACACCAUCAAACUGUUACAAAUACAUUAUCCCAGUUAUCAGAACUCACAAUAUUUCACAUUCCUGGUUUAGAUUUCAAAGUACAUUACCAAUCAAAAAUGGUAUCUGAUGAAGGACAAUCUUUAAUGUAUUCAAUUGAUUCAAGUGGAGUGAUUAGUAGAAAAACAAGUACAAAAAAAGCUAGCCUCUAUUGUUGGGCUACACUUCAUAGUAUACCUGAAGAAACAAUAAUAUCUCCUCAUAUAUUGGAGUUUUUAGAGCAGACAUUAGCUCCAAUUCCAGCUCAACAAUUUGUUGAUACAGGUCCUUUUGAUACUAUGUUUAAUAUUGACAAUGAUGAUGACUUAUUUGCACCCUACUUAACUACUGGACAAUAUGCUUAUACCUCAUUUCCUGUUGAUGUUAUUGUUUAUCUUCAUGUGCAAACCUCAACUUUCCGCUUUUCAUGUUUACCAGUUUCAAGAGUUGAAUGUAUGCUAAAAUUACCUUCUUUAGAUAUUGUUUUUUCUUCCAAAAGAACUGAUUCAUCAAAUGAUAAACUCGAAGGAAAUUGUGAAGAACCUAAUAAUUUACCAGUUGCUGUUGGUGGUUUAAGUAUUACUGGAGUAAUGGCUGAUUUCUCUAUGUAUAUUUUUCAUCCAUAUGGAGGAAAAAAAUCGACUGCCAAUUUAAAGGAACCUCAUGAUAAUUCUUGGUCACCACUUGCUGACAGUGAACGCAAAGAUUCUUUGAGUGUCAAUGUUGAGUUUGUUAAAUUUCAUUUGUCCAGAAGUAGAAAACUUAAUUUUGAAUCUUUGCCUGGAUCUAAAUCAACAUCAGAUCAGAGUCAUGCUACUAUUAGAUUUUCUACUAUUGUAGACAUUGGAUCAGCUUCAUUCAAGUAUGAUAUGAGACGUCUAACAGAAAUUUUGGCAUUUCCAAGAGCAUGGUAUAGACGUAGUAUUGUGCGCAGAUUAUUCCUUGGUGACUUAACUAGAACUGUACCAAGUAAUGCAUUCAGUGAUCACAAAAAUAUUUUAGAUCCUGAUGAUUCUUAUGGAAGCCACCUUGUAUUUGAUUCUAAAUCAAAAAUUUAUCGUGAUAAACUUCAUUUAAAUAUCAAAGGAGAUAAACAAAGUACAUAUGAUAAAAAAAGGUUUGAUUCAAGUUAUGAUUCUAGCCCAGAUCAAAAAUCUAAUAGUGGAGGAACUGCUGCGUGGGAAACUUUAGUACUAUUCGCUGUUAAUUUUAAGCGAUUUAAUGUUCAUAUGAAUAUGGGAAAUGUUAUGGGCAAUGUUACUUGGCUUUCAAAACAAUUUCAUUCCGAAGGACGGCUAUCUGUUGGUAGUACAGGUCAUAAAAAUUUACAUAUUGGUUUAGGACUUGGUAGCUCAGGACUUGAUGCUAAAGGAGGUAUUGUUGGUGGAACAAUUGAACUUAAUAAAAUCAACACUUAUGUAUUAAUUAAAGAAGAUCCUGGAUUAGAACCUCGCCAUACAGUCGGAUUAAAAUUACUAGCAUUUGAACUACGUUUAGAUUACAUGGGAACAGCUGUUCUUAUGUCUCGUGUAAGCUUGCUUGAAGUCAUAUUAAAAGAUGAAUGGAAAUUAAUAUCCAAGACCAUGUCAUCAGAUGGCUUAUAUGAAUCAAAUAAAAGACCCGAUAUUGUUUUUAUGCAUGGUGAUCUUGGAUGGGAUCAACUACAGCUAAUGAUAUCUAAAAGCACAUCUUCUGAUAUUAUGAAAAUGUAUUACAAACUAGAAGAAUUUUUCUCACAGCAAUUUAAAUCUAGUAAACGUGUUUUUUCGAGUUUACAUGAACCUAGAGAUUCUCUUAAUAGUGAAAAAAAUUUGAAGAAAAAAUCAACUAGAAGAAGAAUACUGGUGUCUACUUCAAGCCCAGAGAAUUCAAAUCUAGAUGAUUGUAAACACCAUCAUCGACAUUGGCAACGAGCAUUGGAAAUUGUUUCUGGCUUAAAGCUAUCUACAUUUAAAUAUCCUUUACCCCAGUGGGGUACUGUUUUAGGUGGUAAAAUGGAUUUACAUGGUGUUAAUAUAUCUUUGGCUUGCUUUCAUGGAAUAAACUUUAAAUCAAAAUCAUGGGCUCUAUUCUCUCUCAAAGAACCUUGCAUUUCUUUUGCCACUGAAGCUCAUGAAGUAUUUUCAUUUAAUGGUUCUGGGGCUAUAAAUUGAGAUGAUUUAGAUAUCCAUAUUGUACAAAAUUUAACAUUUGGCCUUGGUAUGGAAGGUACUUUACGACCUCAACAUAGUAUGGGGACAGUAUGUAAGUUUAGCCGUAAUGUUUUAUUUCCUCCUCAAUUCAAAACAAUUCAAGAAUGGUUUAACUAUGCUUUUGGAAUGAGUGAACUUGAUGAGGUUUGAAAUAUCAACAAAUUGAGAAACAUUUAAGUAUAUG
Messenger RNA from Daktulosphaira vitifoliae (grape phylloxera), 14330 nucleotides. RefSeq names its product transmembrane protein KIAA1109 homolog (gene tweek). The record is from RefSeq and is a predicted model, not a curated record. NCBI's taxonomy places the organism in Eukaryota, Metazoa, Arthropoda, Insecta, Hemiptera, Phylloxeridae. Gene Ontology annotation, biological process: synaptic vesicle endocytosis. The transcript is spliced from 74 exons. Bases 236 to 14107 code for a protein of 4623 amino acids.